AUUAAAUUAUCAUUCAUUCAUUUUUUUUCAUCUGUUUUUGUUGUGUAUCACAUUCUCUAUAGGUAUCACAUUAAUAUUAUAAUAUAUAACCAGUUAUUUUAUUUUAGAGCGUUUAUUUUAAAAUUAUGAAGAAACAAUCAAUUAUAAACUCUUAUUUUAAGUUAAAGUUAAACAAAUGUCAAGCAACAUCACCUCUACAAACUACUAGUAAUACUACAUCAGAAAUUUCAGAAACUGAUUCUUCUCAUAAUAUGAAUGAAGCUAAUCUAGAAAAUCAAGAGGAGGAAGAUGGAGUAGGAGAUUAUGGUGUUUCAUUAUUACAUUUUGAUUUUAAAACAAAUAAAGACGAAGAAGAGACUCAAUCAUCUUCAUCUAGCAGCUCAGUCUCUCAUUGUCAAGAAGCAACUAUGUCAAAAAAGUCCUCUAAUGGUUCAAUUCAAAUCCCUGGUGACCUUGGCCAGAAUAAACCAAAUCAAAUCAAAUUAAACAAUUACGCGAAAAAAGAUAUCCAUGGAAGGCAAAGAUCAUUUCAAAAAUCAUGGUAUAGAGGCCGAGACUAUGAUGAAUUUGGACAAACGGGAUUCAGAAAUUGGAAAAAUGCGUUAGCUGCCAAGAAGGGACUGCUUAAACACGAGAGCUCAAAAGCUCAUUUAAAUUCAAUUACAAUAUGGCAUGAUAAAAAUCAAAAUAUAAACAAUGGUACAGAAAUAACUAAAAUGUUGGGAGGUGAUCAAAUUAAUCGUAAUCAAUAUUAUAUUAAAUCAAUAUUUGAUUUGAUGCUGUUUCUUAGCAUACAAGAGCUACCUUUCCGUGGGACUGGUUCAACAAAUAUUACGGAUGCUGCAAAAGAUGAAAACAUAAUUUAUUCUUCUGGACUAUUUAUAGCAAUGUUUUCCUACACCAUCCAAAAAGACCCUGAAUUAAAUAAAAUUAUGAAAUUUAUACCCCAAAAUGCCCAGUAUACAUCACCACAGAUUCAAAACGAAGUAAUAUCCAUUAUGGCAGAUAUGGUGCUUGAACAUAUUUCAGACAAAUAUAAUAAAAGCGAGAUGCCUUUUUUUUGUCUUAAGGCCGAUGAGACAAAAGAUGCUUCAGGUUGUGAAAAUCUGAGCAUAAUAAUUCGCUAUAUUUUUUCUGGAGAAAUCCAAGAAAAUUUAAUAGGAAUCAUUAAUUUAGAGUGUCUUUCUGCUGAAAGCAUUACAGAUUGCAUUUUAAAGCAACUUAAUGAUCUAAAUAUUAAUUCAGCUAAUAUAAUAAGCCAGGCAUAUGAUGGUGCAAACGUUAUGUCUGGCCGAAAUGGAGGAGUGCAAACACUUCUUCAAAAAAAAUUAAUAAAAAUGUUCCUUUUAUACAUUGCUACAACCACAAGUUGCAUCUUGUGGCGUUUUAACGUAUCCUGUAAAUAUACAGGCCACACCCUUAAGAGACUUUUAGACCAGAGAUGGACUGGUCAUUUAGAAACAUCUCGCAUUAUUUAUGAGAAUUUUGAGGCUAUUGGUGAAGUAUUAUUUUACUUUUCUAAUAGAACUCUUAAUUCCGAGGUUUCAAUUCAUGAUUCAGUCGAAGCCUCUGGUCUUUUAUCUCAAUGUAUUAAUAUAAAUUACAUUAUAUUAGCCAUCAUAAUUUAUGAGAUAUUAAUUACAAUAGAUCCACUAAAUAAGUAUCUACAAUCAGUAGGUACUAAUUUAGUGGAUGCUAAAAAUUGUAUUGAUUCUACUAUCAAUAUAUUAAAAAAUAAAAGAAGUGAUAAUUCUUUUGCUUUGAUUAUGAUUAAGGCUGAAAAACUUUUAUCAAAAUUUAAUCUCACUCCCCAAAAAUCAUCACGGGUACGUAAAACGCCUAAAAAUUUCCAAGAUUUUUUAGUUGAUAGCAAACUAGAAUUCGAUUGUGAAAAAGACUCCAAUUGGAGUUCUUUAAAAAGGAUAUAUUAUGAAAUUAUAGAUAACUUUGUGGAUCGUUUUUUAGACCGAUUUACAGAAGAUGAUUUUAAUCUUUUUUCAUCUUUUAAUACAUUGUUCCCCCUUGACCCUGAUUAUUUUUUAUCAGAUAAAAUGGCCCCAUUAAAAUCCCUGUUAAACUUAAAUAUGGAAACACUGCAUCAUGAAAUGAAGAUAGCAAAAGGAUUGCUAGCUUCGGAAGCUAAAGAAAAUCAUAAUUUUGAAAACAUCUUACAUAUUAUGUAUAAAAAAAUAUAUAAUCAUGCAUUUAAAGAAUUAUAUAAAUGCUACUCAGCAGCGAUAAUCAUUGGGAUAUCAACGGCUUUUUGUGAGGCCUCGUUCUCUACAUUAAAGAGAGUUUUAUCGAGCAGUAGAGUCUAUGAAGGAUAA
Gordionus sp. m RMFG-2023 is the source of this 2327-nucleotide messenger RNA. RefSeq lists its product as uncharacterized. The transcript has 6 exons. The record is from RefSeq and is a predicted model, not a curated record. The coding region runs from base 126 to 2327 and encodes 733 amino acids. NCBI's taxonomy places the organism in Eukaryota, Metazoa, Nematomorpha, Gordioida, Chordodea, Parachordodidae.